AUGGAUAAGCUAGAGGGGAAGGCAGUUGCCAUGAGCAAAAAAUACAUUGAUAGGAGUUUAUUCGAGCAUGAGUCAACUUAUACUAAUGCGUAUGAGUUAUGGAUCAAACUUGAAUCCCUGAUUCAAAAGAAGACGCCGAGAAACAAAGCCCACCUUAUCAGACAACUGGUGAAAUUUGAGUACUCAAACGGCCAAAACAUGAUCAAGCAUUUGAAUACCUCCAAUGGUAUUGUGAAUCAACUAACGAAAUCUUACAUGAAGAAAGAUGAUGAGUUGCAAACUCUUAUAAUCCUAAGUUAUCUACCUGAGAGUUGGGACACCCUAUUUAUCAAUCUUAAUAACUCUACUUCAUAUGGAAAACUUGUCAGGGAUUCUGUUACAGAUUCCUUUCUAAAUAAAGAGUCAAAAUGGAGGGAAAGAGGCUUCAACAACCAGUUUGAAGCCACAAAUGUUGAUAACAGAGGAAGAACACCAACACCAACACUAACACCCUCUGCCAUAGCUGCACCAGCUCCUGUUCCAGUUGUUUUUACUGCACCAACACCAACCCCAUCUAGUGCUGCUUCACCAACACCUACUUUAUUUCCAGCUUCUGGUGGUCACUCUAAUUGGAAAAAGAAAGUCAUUAUAGGUCUUUGUGCAGCAAUGGCAUUUUUGUUGUUGUGUAUCAUGGUUUGUUAUUUCAGAGGAAAUUCAUUAAUACAACAGAUAAAAUAUCAGUUUGGGAAAAAGAAUGAUAAAGAUAUAGAAGCAUUUUUAAAAGAUCAUGGAGCACUAUUGCAGAAAAGGUAUAAAUUUUCAGACAUAAAGAAAAUUACAAACUCUUUCAAGGUUAAACUUGGUCAAGGGGGUUUUGGUGUUGUGUACAAAGGAAAAUUAUUCAAUGGAUGUCUUGUUGCAGUGAAAAUAUUGAAUGCGUCCAAAGAAAAUGGUGAAGAUUUUAUCAAUGAGGUUGCUAGUAUUACUAGAACUUCACAUGUUAAUAUUGUCACUCUUCUAGGAUUUUGUGUUGAACGCAACAAAAAAGCUCUCAUAUAUGAAUUCAUGCCCAACGGUUCUCUUGACAAAUUUAUUUACAAUAAGGGACCUGAAACUAUUGCAUCUUUAAGCUGGAAUGAUUUGUAUCAAAUUUCGAAAGGGAUAGCCCGUGGACUAGAAUACUUGCAUAGAGGAUGUACCACUCGAAUUUUACAUUUUGACAUAAAACCACAUAACAUUCUUUUAGAUGAAAACUUUUGUCCGAAGAUUUCAGAUUUUGGACUAGCAAAACUCUGUCUUAGAAAAGAGAGCAUUAUUUCGAUGUCAAAUCAAAGAGGAACAAUGGGAUAUGUAGCUCCGGAAGUGUGGAAUAGGCAUUUUGGAGGAGUUUCACACAAGUCUGAUGUGUAUAGUUAUGGAAUGAUGUUGUUGGAAAUGGUCGGAGGGAGGAAAAAUGUUAAUGCUGAUGCAAGUAACACAAGUGAGAUAUACUUUCCUCAUUGGGUAUACAGUAGACUUGAGCUUGGUAGUGAUUUGAGACCUGAUGGGGUAAUGGAUACUGAAGAAGAUGAGAUUGCAAGAAGAAUGACCAUUGUAGGUUUGUGGUGCAUUCAAACAUUUCCUAGUGAUAGACCUACAAUGAGUAAAGUGAUUGAAAUGUUAGAAGUUAACAUGAGUUCAUUGGAAAUACCACCAAAACCAUUGCUUUCUUCUCCUACUAGAUCAAUAUCAAAGUCUUCUUCGUCUUAA
This is a messenger RNA of Vicia villosa (hairy vetch), 1728 nucleotides long. RefSeq names its product PR5-like receptor kinase. Lineage: Eukaryota; Viridiplantae; Streptophyta; Magnoliopsida; Fabales; Fabaceae. The record is from RefSeq and is a predicted model, not a curated record. The transcript has 5 exons. Bases 1 to 1728 code for a protein of 575 amino acids. Gene Ontology annotation, biological process: protein phosphorylation. Gene Ontology annotation, molecular function: protein kinase activity; ATP binding.